Molecule: messenger RNA, 789 nt
Organism: Dracunculus medinensis (Guinea worm)
Lineage: Eukaryota; Metazoa; Nematoda; Chromadorea; Rhabditida; Dracunculidae
Source: the annotation of a GenBank genome assembly
AUGUCGUACAUGCUACCGCAUUUAAGUAAUGGAUGGCAAGUUGAUCAGGCGAUCCUUGCCGAAGAAGAUCGAGUUGUUUUAAUUCGAUUUGGUCAUGAUUGGGAUCCCAGUUGCAUGCGUAUGGAUGAGACAUUGUACAAAAUCGCCAAUAAAGUUAAAAAUUUCGCCGUAAUUUAUUUAGUGGAUACAACGGAGGUUCCAGAUUUCAAUAAAAUGUAUGAACUGUACGAUCCGUGUACAGUAAUGUUUUUCUUUCGAAACAAACAUAUUAUGGUCGAUUUAGGUACCGGCAAUAAUAAUAAGAUAAAUUGGCCAAUUACUGAUGGACAGGAGCUGAUUGAUAUUCUAGAAACUGUUUAUCGUGGUGCUAGAAAAGGACGUGGUCUCGUAAUUAUGGCAGACCGUUUAACUCAGUUGCAAGAUUUAGUGAAUGAUUUAGCCAAUCUUAUGUGCAAUUCUAUUGGUGUUUUACAACUUGUUGCCCCUCCAUGCGAUUUUAAUACGACAUCAAAACAACUGGAAAACGAUGAAAAUUGCAAUAUUUUUGCGAUGAACAUCGCUCAUACAGCAAAAGAUAUCGAAAUUCUAAUUGAUUCUUUGCCGAUUGAUGAACCAUCGACAAAUAAUGCAGAAGCUGAGGCUGAAUUUGCACGCAUCGAUGAACAAAGGAAUCGAGCUGCGCGUGAAUUAGAAAGUUCAGUAGCUGAAGGGGAAGAACUUAUUUCUCAAAUACAACAAAGAUUAUCGGAAAUUGCACGGAUUCAGAUCGAAUCAAGGCCUAAAGUUUAA